Messenger RNA from Apus apus (common swift), 4428 nucleotides. It is a transcript of the gene XPO6, whose product is annotated as exportin 6. The record is from RefSeq and is a predicted model, not a curated record. NCBI's taxonomy places the organism in Eukaryota, Metazoa, Chordata, Aves, Apodiformes, Apodidae. Gene Ontology annotation, biological process: protein export from nucleus. Bases 332 to 3739 code for a protein of 1135 amino acids. The transcript has 25 exons. Gene Ontology annotation, molecular function: small GTPase binding; nuclear export signal receptor activity.
GGCCGCACCGACACCCCGCGCUCCUCCUCCCUGCCCGCCCGCCCGGCCUUCCCGCCGCUCCCUCCCGGUCCCCGCGGGCCUGCCCUCUAAGCGGCCCUUCCCAGCACCCCGGGACUCCCCGUCCCCACCGGCCGGGGGAGGCCCGGGGGCUGGGAAGCGGCGGUUUCUGCGGGUGGGGGAGGCCGCCUGCUGGAGUGGCUGGGACUCCGCGGCCGGCGGGAGCUCGCCGGUGCAUGGGCGGGGAGGCCCCGCCGCCGGCCGUGAGAUGAGCGGAGCGCGGGGCCCAGCCUAGAGCCGCUCCCCCCCCUCCCCCCGGGAGCCACCGGCAGCCAUGGCAUCUGAGGAGGCCUCUCUAAGGGCUUUGGAGAGUCUGAUGACAGAGUUUUUCCACAACUGCACAACGAACGAGCGGAAACGCGAGAUCGAGGAGCUUUUAAAUAACUUUGCCCAGCAAAUAGGAGCCUGGAGAUUCUGCCUCUAUUUUCUCUCAAGCACAAGGAAUGACUAUGUCAUGAUGUACAGUUUGACAGUGUUUGAGAACUUAAUCAACAAGAUGUGGCUUGGGGUCCCAUCUCAAGACAAAAUGGAGAUCCGCAGCUGCCUGCCCAAGCUCCUUCUGGCUCACCACAAAACUCUGCCUUACUUCAUCAGGAACAAACUCUGCAAGGUCAUUGUGGAUAUCGGUCGCCAAGACUGGCCCAUGUUCUACCAUGACUUUUUCACCAACAUCUUGCAGUUAAUCCAGUCUCCUGUCACCACUCCUCUGGGGCUGAUCAUGUUGAAAACAACUUCAGAAGAGCUGGCGUGUCCCCGGGAGGAUCUCAGCGUGGCCCGGAAAGAAGAGCUUCGGAAGCUGCUCCUGGAGCAGGUGCAGACAGUGCUGGGGCUCCUCACAGGUAUUUUGGAGAGCAUCUGGGACAAGCACAGUGUUACUGCUGCCACUCCACCACCAUCCCCAACGUCAGGAGAAAGUGGUGACCUGCUGAGUAGCCUGUUGCAGAGUCCCAGUGCGGCCAAGCUAUUAAACCAGCCCAUCCCCAUCCUGGAUACAGAAAAUGAAUAUAUAUGUUCGCUGGCACUGGAGUGCCUGGCACACCUCUUCAGCUGGAUCCCUUUGUCCACCAGCAUCACCCCUUCCCUCCUCACCACCAUUUUCCACUUCGCCCGCUUCGGCUGCGACACCCGCGCGCGGAAGAUGUCGGCGGUCAACGGCAGCAGCCACAACUCCCUCCUGGGACAGGAACGUGGCCGACUGGGGGUCCUGGCAAUGUCUUGCAUCAACGAACUGAUGUCUAAGAACUGUGUGCCUAUGGAGUUUGAAGAAUAUUUGCUCCGGAUGUUCCAGCAGACUUUCUACCUCCUGCAGAAGAUAACCAAGGAGAACAACGCCCACACGGUGAAGAGCCGGCUAGAGGAGCUGGACGAAAGAGUACUGUGCUGGGGGAGACAGGCAGAAAGCUACAUUGAGAAGUUUACGGAUUUUCUCCGUCUCUUUGUGAGUGUCCAUCUGCGAAGGAUCGAAUCCUACUCCCAGUUCCCCGUGGUUGAAUUCCUGGCACUGUUGUUCAAAUACACUUUUCAUCAGCCUACCCAUGAAGGUUACUUUUCUUGCUUGGACAUCUGGACACUCUUCUUGGACUAUCUGACUAGCAAAAUUAAAAGUCGCCUGGCAGACAAAGAAGCAGUACUCAACAGGUACGAAGAUGCUUUGGUUCUGUUGCUGACUGAGGUGUUGAACCGAAUCCAGUUCCGGUAUAACCAGGCACAGCUGGAAGAGCUGGAUGACGAGACACUGGACGAUGAUCAGCAGACCGAGUGGCAGCGGUACUUGCGCCAGAGCUUGGAAGUGGUUGCAAAAGUCAUGGAGCUCUUGCCAACUCAUGCCUUCUCCACCCUAUUUCCAGUUCUGCAGGAUAACUUGGAAGUGUAUCUGGGACUCCAGCAGUUUGUGGUCACUUCAGGGACAGGGCACAGGCUGAACAUCACGGCAGAGAACGACUGUCGCCGGCUGCACUGCUCCCUGAGGGACCUCAGCUCCCUGCUGCAGGCCGUGGGCAGGCUGGCAGAGUACUUCACUGGAGAUGUGUUUGCUGCAAGGUUCAACGAUGCUCUGACAGUGGUGGAGAGGUUGGUGAAGGUAACACUCUAUGGAUCCCAGAUUAAACUGUACAACAUCGAAACCGCUGUGCCCUCCGUGCUGAAGCCUGACCUCAUCGAUGUCCAUGCCCAGUCCCUGGCAGCCCUGCAGGCCUAUGCCCACUGGUUGGCACAGUUCUACAGUGAAGUUCACCGCCAGAACCCAGAGCAGUUCAUCUCCCUCGUCUCCACCGCGCUGGAGGCCAUCACACCCCUCAUCAGCUCCAAGGUGCAGGAGAAGCUGCUGCUGUCUGCGUGCCACCUCCUGGUCUCUUUAGCCACCACAGUGCGCCCCGUGUUCCUGAUCAGCAUCCCAGCAGUGCAGAAGGUGUUCAACAGGAUCACUGACACCUCAGCUCAGCGCCUUCCUGAUAAGGCCCAGGUGCUGGUGUGCAGAGCAUUGUCAAACAUCUUGUUGCUGCCCUGGCCAAAUCUUCCAGAGGGGGAGCAGCAAUGGGCCGUCCGCUCCACCAACCACGCCAGCCUCAUCUCUGCCCUCACCAGAGAAUAUCACCAAUUAAAGUCCAACACCAUCUUGCCACAGAGGAAAGUGCAGCUGGAGGAUACCAAAGUGAUCAUCCAUCAGACCCUCAGCGUUUUAGAAGACAUUGUAGAAAGUAUCUCUGGAGAAUCCACCAAGUCUCGGCAGAUCUGUUACCAGUCGCUGCAAGAAUCUGUGCAGGUCUCACUAGCCCUCUUCCCAGCUUUCAUUCACCAGUCAGAUGUGACAGAUGAGAUGCUGAGCUUCUUCCUCACUCUGUUUCAAGGCCUGAGGGUGCAGAUGGGAGUGCCUUUCACUGAGCAGAUCAUACAGACCUUCCUAAACAUGUUCACCAGGGAGCAGUUGGCAGAGAGCAUCCUCCAUGAGGGCAGCACUGGCUGUCGGGUGGUGGAGAAGUUUCUGAAGAUACUGCAAGUGGUGGUACAAGAGCCAGGCCAAGUGUUCAAGCCUUUUCUCCCCAGUGUCAUCUCCCUGUGCAUGGAGCAGGUCUACCCCAUCAUUGCUGAGCGCUCAUCUCCUGAUGUGAAGGCAGAGUUGUUUGAGCUGCUUUUCCGGGUCCUCCACCACAACUGGAGGUACUUCUUCAAGUCCAGUGUGCUGGCCAGUGUCCAACGAGGAGCAGCAGAGGAGCAGGUGGAGAAUGAAGCACAGUUCAGUGCCAUCAUGCAGGCAUUUGGCCAGUCCUUCCUGCAACCUGACAUCCACCUGUUCAAGCAGAAUCUCUUCUACUUGGAGACCCUGAACACCAAGCAGAAGCUGUACCACAAGAAGAUCUUCAGGACAACCAUGCUGUUCCAGUUUGUGAACGUGCUGCUCCAGGUGCUUGUCCACAAGUCACACGACCUGUUGCAGGAGGAGAUUGGCAUUGCCACCUACAAUAUGGCCUCAGUGGACUUUGAUGGCUUCUACUCAGCCUUUCUCCCCGAGUUCCUGGCCAGCUGUGAUGGUGUGGACUCCAACCAGAAAAACGUGCUGGGAAGGAAUUUCAAAAUGGACAGGGACCUGCCCUCGUUUACCCAGAACGUGCACAGACUGGUGAACGACCUGCGUUACUACAGACUCUGCAAUGACAGUUUGCCCCCUGGAACUGUGAAACUAUAGUUACUGCACUGGACUCCUGGUUUGAUCACUGUAGGGAACGGAUCCAUGUCUCCUUUUGCCACCACCUUCUUCUCCUCCCUGGUUUUGUCAGUCCUGCAGGACACACCAUGUCUUGCACGUGGGCACGUCUUGGAUUCACACGCCACGCUUCCUUCUCUCCUUGCCCCCCUCUCCCAACCCAAAAGGCCCCCAGCUGGAGUCAGCACUGUCUGCAGGAUGUGUCUUAAUGCCCAGGGCCAUCUCAGCUGGAUGGAAAGUCCUCUCACUGGGGUUUGGUUCUGCUAAUGGAGCCCUUUGUUGUGUCCAGAGAUCUCAGUGGAGUCGUCUUGAGAGAGAACAUGUUGUCUGGAGAGAACAUGCACGUGUCCAACGUCAGGCAGAAGAGCCAAAGACCACUUCAGACAUUCAUACCUUCGUGUCAUUCCACCUUCCUGCCCCUGCCCAGCUCUCAGAGGAGGAGUCUCGUGAUGUUGGGACUGUUUUGGCACUUCUGUCACUCCCUUUUUGUUUUUAAAUUGCCUUGAAAACCUCCCCGGUGCGGGUGGGGAUUAAGAGACUUUUUUUUGGGGGGGGGGUUGUUUUUGUUUAUGUUUUGUUUGUUUUUUUAAAACGUUUUCUCAUCAUUCCAUUGUGAUACUAAAACAAGAUGCUUCAUGGAAAUAAAGUGCUUACUUUGUUGUUUUAAAGAA